This is a messenger RNA of Athene cunicularia (burrowing owl), 4064 nucleotides long. It is a transcript of the gene APPL2, whose product is annotated as adaptor protein, phosphotyrosine interacting with PH domain and leucine zipper 2. The record is from RefSeq and is a predicted model, not a curated record. Gene Ontology annotation, cellular component: endosome membrane; cytoplasm. Gene Ontology annotation, molecular function: protein binding. NCBI's taxonomy places the organism in Eukaryota, Metazoa, Chordata, Aves, Strigiformes, Strigidae. Gene Ontology annotation, biological process: signaling. The transcript has 21 exons. Bases 877 to 2724 code for a protein of 615 amino acids.
GGAUGAGUGGACAUGACUUGGUGCCCUGGCUUCCCCUGAGGUCCCCGAGGGAAAAGGAGACUUCUGCUCUGUGAGUCACCUGGCCCUGGUGACAGCAGUGGGCUGCAGGAAUGUCACCGCCAGCGUGCCUGCUCCUCCCCACGAGCGGUGAAGGGUCCCAGGGGUGGUAGUGCAGAUGCAGGGACUUCCCGUGAGGGAGGAUAGAUGAGGUGAGGUGAAUCCCACUGGAGAUGACCUCCUUCUGAAGGACUCUGAGAAACGAGGAGAGAAGGUUGCUGCCCUUCCCUUCCCAACUGCAGGCAGGAGAGGACAUUUCUCCUUCCACCCCUCUGCAAAGUCUUCUGUUGGCUCCUAGGUGCACAGAAGAUAUAUAAAUUCUCAGAGGGGCUGAUCCUUAAGAGUGCCCAGUGUAGCACCCUGUGCCCCACUGUUGGGAGCCAUGAUGUGACACAGCUGCAGAAGUGACCCUUGAGGACUGAAAUGAAGAACACAUCACUUUGUGACAUUUUCAGGGGCAGAGAGGUAUGAGGCCUUGAGAGCUGGGAAAGGAGAGGGAAAGGCAGAAAGUUUAGAUGGAAGAGAGAAGUAAGGGUAAAGGGAAAGAGUGAGUACAGAGGGGUGGGUAGGGAAGGUUGCAUUUGGGGACAAAGCAAGGUCCAGACAGAGAUACAAAAGUAAUUGAUGAAUCAGGAAAAGAAGGAGGGAGGUCAGGGUGGAUCAGCAUGGAUCCUGCUCCCAAGUAGCCCUGUGUUGUAAUCCUAACUCAUCUGCUGAUGGAUCACGAGGAGGAGGAAUGAAUAGACUCGAUCUUUGCUCAGUGUAUUUGAAGAAGAUGCAGGAACCCUUACUGAAUAUACAAACCAGCUGCUUCAGGCAAUGCAACGAGUCUAUGGUGCUCAGAAUGAAAUGUGUCUUGCCACACAGCAGCUUUCGAAGCAGCUCCUUGCCUAUGAAAAGCAGCAUUUUGCCUUAGGUAAAGGAGAUGAAGAAGUGAUAUCCACCCUUCAUUACUUUUCAAAAGUUGUGGAUGAGCUCAAUAUUCUUCAUUCUGAACUGGCAAAACAGCUUGCAGAUACAAUGGUUCUCCCAAUAAUACAAUUUCGGGAAAAGGAUCUCACUGAAGUAAGCACCUUGAAGGAUCUUUUUGGCCUUGCUAGCAAUGAACAUGACGUGUCCAUGGCAAAGUAUAGCAGGUUACCGAAAAGGAAGGAAAAUGAAAAGCUUAAGGCAGAAGUGGCAAAAGAAGUGGCAAAUGCAAGAAGAAAGCAGCACCUUUCAUCUCUGCAAUAUUACUGUGCCCUGAAUGCUCUGCAGUACAGGAAGAGAGUGGCAAUGAUGGAACCUAUGCUGGGAUAUACACGAGGACAGAUCAACUUCUUUAAGAAGGGAGCAGAGAUGUUUUCAAAAAGAAUGGACAGAUUUUUGUCAUCUGUUUCAGACAUGGUUCAAAGCAUACAGGGAGAGCUGGAUGCUGAAACUGAAAAAAUGAGGGUAUCCCAGCAGGACUUAAUUGCAGUUAAUGAAUCUGUUUACACCCCGGAUUCUGAUGUAACUUCACCUGCUAUCAAUAGAAAUCUCAUCCAGAAGGCUGGCUACCUUAAUCUUAGAAAUAAAACAGGUCUGGUGACUACAACUUGGGAAAGACUGUAUUUCUUCACUCAAGGUGGCAACUUGAUGUGUCAGCCAAGGGGAGCAGUAGCUGGAGGAUUGAUUCAGGACCUGGACAACUGUUCUGUUAUGGCUGUAGACUGCGAAGACAGAAGAUACUGCUUUCAGAUCACGACUCCUACUGGCAAAGCGGGUAUAACCCUUCAAGCAGAAAGCAAGAAAGAGUAUGAGGAGUGGAUAUCUGCCAUCAACAACAUCUCCAGACAGAUCUAUCUCACUGACAAUCCAGAGGCAGCUGCAAUCAAGUUAAAUCAGACAGCCCUACAAGCAGUGACUCCCAUUACCAGUUUUGGGAAAAAACAUGAAGUUCACCACCCCAGCCAGAAUGUAAAGAAUAUGGAAAAUGAUAAAAUAAUUCCCAGUGAAUCAGCUGGCAUUCAAGACUCUUCACAACUCAUUGCUCCUGGGACACCGAUUCAAUUUGAUAUUGUACUGCCUGCCACAGAAUUCCUGGACCAGAACAGAGGUGGCAGGCGUGCAAACCCAUUUGGGGAAUCUGAAGACAGCAGCAAAGAUGAGGUGGAAGAUUCCCUCUUGCAGCAGAUGUUCGUCGUUCGGUUUUUAGGAUCUAUGGCUGUUCAGUCAGAUGACACCAGCGAGGUGAUUUAUGAAGCUAUGAGACAAGUGUUAGCUGCUCGUGCCAUUCACAACAUAUUCCGUAUGACUGAAUCCCAUCUCAUGGUCACCAGCAAGAACUUGAGGUUAAUAGAUCCUCAAACACAAGUUACACGAACAAGUUUUGAACUUGCCACUGUGACACAGUAUGCUGCUCAUCAGGAUAACAGGCGGCUGAUUGGCUUUGUGGUCCAUCUCAGUGAGACUCUGGGAGAAGAAUCCAUGAGCGCGUAUGUUUUUGAGAGCAACACGGAAGGGGAGAAGAUUUGCUAUGCCAUUAGCUUGGGAAAAGAAAUCAUUGAGGCACAGAAGGACCCAGAAGCAUUAGCUCAGCUUAUGAAGUCUAUGCCAUUAACAAAUGAUGGAAAGUUUAUGCUUCUGAAUGAUCAGUCAGAAGAGGAUGGAACCAUACAUGAAGAAGGGGAGGAGUCAGAAGCAUAAAAGACUUGUCAUUUCCUGCAGCCAGUGUGGAAGCCAGAAAAGGAGGAAAUCUUUUUGCAAGACUGGUUUUCAGUCAUCUGCGCACACAUGAGGCCAGGUUCUGACUUCCUGCUGGAGGGAUUGUGGCACCUCUGCAGUGGAGUUUCCUCUGGAUUUACAAUGAAACAACAGCUGGACUUGGCCCUUGAGGCUUUUUGCAUUUGUGAAUGUGUGGUGUACAGGCCUGUCGGGACGCUGACAAUCCUGGGGAGUGUCUCAGCCUUGGCCCCUUGCGGCUGACAGCUGGGACAGCACAGCUGUCAUCCACAAGGGCUUAAUGUCAGUUCUUCAGAUUUACAGGGGAGCAGCUGCCAGUUCACUGAAAGUAGUGCAAGCUGUCUGCUCCUUUAACAAAGAUCCGGCCUCAAAUUUCCUACAGUAGUCAAUUUUCAUAGUUUGCAUGGUUAUGUGCAUCUGAAUGAAGGUUAAAAAUGCACUAUUUACUUUAUUUUCAGAUGAAGUUAUUUUUAGUCUAGUUUAAGUGUAACAAGAUUUAUCUUUUGUGCUAGCCUAUUUACAAAGCAAUUUGUUAAACACUAAAUUUUUCCUAUUAAUAUAAUCUAUUUUUAUAUUGCAUCUAGAAUAAGCUUACAAAACAAAUCUAAGUGCCUACUCUUUCCUUCUUGGGGACUGCACUCUCACAUUCUGUAAUUAAAUAAUGGACAUAAUGUACCUCCUUGAUUCAUUAUGCUAAAUACCACUGAUAUGCAAACAUCAGAAGAGUCAACAAAUGUGACAUGUUAGUUGCGUGCAUUUUUCUGUGGGUAGGUUUCUUAAAAGUUAAGUUGCCAGACAUGAUAGUUGUAGGACAAAUAAGUACUUUUAUAAUAAGAAUUCUUUGUAUUUUUAACAUUAGUCACAUGCAACAGCUGAGUCUACCACCAGUCUUUGGUUUUAAGAAACUGAGCAAUAAAAUGCUAGAUUGUAAUUCUACAAUGUACUGAUUAGUCUUGUAAUACCUUCUUGAAAUAGGACACUAGAUAUAUUUGGCUAAUAAGUUUAGAUUCUUUCUCCUCCAGUUUAACCUGAAAACCUGAGAAACUGUAUUUGGCAAGAAAAAACAAAAACAGUAGUUAUUGGGGGGUAGGGGGGUGUAAUCUGUGGCAUAGUUUGUAUUAAUCAAGAUAAAGGUAACUGGAACAAACGGCUGAAAUUCCUUGAACUUAAUUCAACUUUUCCUCAAUCACUUACUAGGAAACUAACUACAUUUUCUGUAAGCAGAAUCUGUGAUACAGCAUCUGAAAGACCAGUUUUCAAGUCUGACAUUGAAUUUACUCAAUUUAGCUGGUUGUUGAAUGUUU